This is a messenger RNA of Didymodactylos carnosus, 363 nucleotides long. The record is from the annotation of a GenBank genome assembly. NCBI's taxonomy places the organism in Eukaryota, Metazoa, Rotifera, Eurotatoria, Philodinida, Philodinidae.
AUGUAUAGGCCCUUGACUUCAACAUCGACAGUUUUGUAUAUCAAACCAUAUCAAAAUCAUCCGUUACUACUAGAAUGUUACGCCACUAACUAUGUAGGACCAAAAGUUGAAAUCAGCAUGAAUAAUAAUGAUCAACAACACCGACCACGACAAAGAUUAAUCACCACACGAACGAUGAAAUUGGUCUAUGCUGAUAUAACAGCAGUAUUAAUCGAAGAAAAUGUAAUGAAACAACAUUUAAGACUGGGAAAAGCAGCAAAAGAAGCGUUAAUUCAUGGCAGCGAAAUGUUCUUGAGAAGUGUGUUUGCUGAUGCAACACAGUGUGCAGAACAUGCUGGGAGGGCAACGCCAUUAGAAAAUUAG